This is a messenger RNA of Xiphophorus couchianus (Monterrey platyfish), 2204 nucleotides long. RefSeq names its product family with sequence similarity 177 member A1 (gene fam177a1a). The transcript is spliced from 5 exons. Lineage: Eukaryota; Metazoa; Chordata; Actinopteri; Cyprinodontiformes; Poeciliidae. The coding region runs from base 126 to 701 and encodes 191 amino acids. The record is from RefSeq and is a predicted model, not a curated record.
CAUUCUUUUAUUUUGAAAGACAGGAAGAAGCUCAAACGUCCGUAGUAGUGCGUUGGAAGGAGUGAGUUAGAUGACAGAUUUGUCCCUUUUAUUGACUAAUGACAACGUUUCAUUGAGGCAAAAAUAUGGAAGCAGAAGUGCAUACAGCAGGGUCCACAGAAUUUGAGACUGUGGAGAUUGCUGAGUGUAAGGCGAGGAAGGUGAAGGUUCCCCGGAGGAUCAUUCACUUCGCCAACGGGGAAACCAUGGAGGAGUACAGUACUGAUGAAGAGGAGGAGGAGGAAGAAGAGGAACACGUGAAGCAGGUCGUUUCAGUUGACACGUCCAAACUGACCUGGGGUCCUUAUUUCUGGUUCCACAUGUGGAGAGUGGCAACCUCCACUAUUUCAGUGUGCGACUACAUGGGGGAGAAAUUGGCCUCUCUGUUCGGCAUCACCUCUCCAAAGUACCAGUAUGCUAUUGAUGAGUACUACCGCAUGAAGAAAGAGGAGGAGGAGGAAGAGGAGGAAAACCGUCUCGCUGAUGAGGCAGAGCGCACGUUUGCAGCGCAGCGGCGAGGCGAGCAAGAAAAUCCAGCUGCAGUGAAGGAGCAGCCGGAAGGAAAUGGAGCCACAUUUGUAAACGUCAGCUUUGAGCUUGAACCAGAGUCGUCGCUCAGGAAUCCCGAUCCAAGCAGAGUCCCAUCUCCUCUCCCCUCCUGAAAAAAACUGAUUCACACAUUUCAAAUUGUUGGUUAAACCUGAACUUACUCAACUCCAUGCACUAAUUUUUUAUUUUCCUUUUUUUUUUCUUUUUUUUUGUGCUUUUUUUGUUGUUGUUCUUGUUUGUAACAGAUUAAUUUAUUCACAACGGUGGAAGUGGCUGGGGAACGCCAUAUCUGUGAAUGUGACUUUGAGUGUUGCGUGUAAUCUAUGCAACACUAGAUGUCAGCCUGGAAAUGAGCCCAUGGCUGAGGCAGCGAAGAAAAGGCUGGGUUGAUGCUCUGUGCAUUAAUCUGUUCUUUUUCAUCAGUUAUAGAGAGAUGAAGCCGAUCAGAGGGACCAGGGCAAAUAUUGAUGCUACACCAAACUUAUCAGCUGAAAACCUUAGCAGCUGGAUAGAUCCUGGGUCUUCCAGACUGUUUCCUGGGUAGUUUUCUUCAAUUCUACUCCAGUAAAAAAUAUCAGGAUGAAGUGUCUUUUACUCUACAACAAGGUCCUGAUGUGUAACCACAUGAUCCCAGCAGAACAGUGCAGUGUCCCUUUUCGUCACCCAACACUUUGUUCUGCCAGUAUGUUGUGUGGAGAAACACACUUUAAAGGAGAUGUUACAGACCAGCUGGUGGUUUUGAUUGUGGAGAUGUACGUGAUGGGUGUGAAAUAUAGAGCGAAUAGUAGUUGUAGUCUUGUAUUUCAACAAUUCAAAGGUGCCAAAAAAAACAAGACUCCUGAAUGUAGAAACGAGUAAAAAACAUUCAGAAUUUCAAGAUGUUUGAGAGACCCCUCUCUGUGCUGACUCCUCUUUAACUGUGAAUGAAAGGUCCAAUAAACACCAACAUAUUUGCCUUAUAUGAGUGCUGUAAAGGGACAUUAAAGGCUGAGUAUAUGCUUAAGAGCUUUACUUUUGUAUUAUUAGAACAGGUUUGUGUUUAACCCCAGAAAAGAGGAUUUCUGGUGUUUGAUUACACUCCAGUAGAUGUUUAUACAUGUUACCCCUUCUGUUUUAGUUUAAGCCGAUGAGAAUCGGCUGAUUUGCGGCAAAAACUGACUUUGUAAGAGAACAACUGAUAUAUCCUCUAAUUUACACCCCAAUUUGUUACUCCAUGAGCUCUUUAAAUCUGCACAGAAUAAUCGAUUAAUGUUGAAAUAUACUGAUGAUUAUUGGUUUGUAGAGAUGUCUACAGAGCUUAUGUAUUUAUAAGUGUCCUUGCUUUGGGCAUCUUAAGCUUCUUAUUGUUAUCCACUGAUAUCACUAUGUUGACCUGCUUCAGAUCGCAGAGGGCGAACUCAAGUCAUAUGUGUCGCUAACAAAGAAACAGAAGUGCAAAAUAAUCCUCAGUCUGAUUAUUUUUGAAUGAAUGUGUUUCAUUAAAAACAACUUGCUGUCUUUGUGUGUGAAGAAACAGAAAAUAUGCAAUAUAUUUAGUCAUUUCAAUAGGAACCUACUGCCUAUAUAUUUAUUUGUAUUGUCUGUUUUAAUACAUAUUAAAUCACAGGGGAGGUCGA